AAAUGUAAUAAAAUAAACAAAAAAUAAUGAUAGUAUUGAUGUUAAAUUAUAAAUGACAUUUAUAUCACAUUUAUGGGUGAAAUGUCAUCACAACCAACGAGAUAUUAUUUCACCAGAAUAUUAUUAGGGAAAAAUUUUAUGACAGUACGAAUGAACACAAUUUUUAUUGUUAUUAUAUAUUUUUGACCCAAUGUUCAAUUAAUAUGGCAAAUGUAAAUAGUAAUGAAACAACAAGUUUUAAAGAUCCAACACCAUCAAGAGCUGAUAAUUAUUCACACGAAUCAAGAAAUUCAAUAUUAUCUGAUUUACAAAUAAGAAGUACUGAAGUUGGUAUUAUAACUGAAACACCAGAUUAUGAAAAUUUAAGUACAUCAGCAGUUUUACAUUAUUGUAAAUGUAAAAUAUUACGACCAUACUUGAGAUUGCUUGCUGUUAUGGGAUUGAGACCAACGAAUUCUGACUGUGAACAUUUUUCAUUUUAUUGUAUACUUGCCAAUAUUCAUACAUUUCAAGUAACAAUAUUCAUGUGUAUUGGAUAUGUUUUACAAUACAUGGCUUGUUUUAGAAGAGAUCGUGGAUUUUGUUACAAGAAAUUACCAGUUCAGUAUGAUUCAAUUGAAAAUAUUAAUCGAACACGUGUAUAUCAUCAAAUUUGUUAUGAAAAUUCAACAUUUAGUUUUUUAAUACCAAGUAUUCUUCAUCUUGUUGCAUACUUAUACACUGUUUAUUUAUUUCGUGUUAAAGAAAAUGAACAAUUACAAAAUUUAAUGGAACGAGCAUUUUUGCUAUCAUCCAAUUCAGUCAAUCGAGGUAAUCAAAAAAAACUUGUCAAAAUAUUAUGGCUAUUUAUUGGAUUGAGCGUUGUCUGGAUGACUGUUGCAUUGAUCACAGUUAAUGUCAUGAUGGCAAGAGGAAAUAUUCAAUUUCAAUGGCUUGAAAAUAGUCCUGAUAAAAUGAAAGAGUUCUUGAAGAUUCUUUUGAUAAUAUGUACACUGUGGCAUGACAUGGUACAAGGAACAAUAAUAACAAGUUAUUGUUUACAAGGACAAUUAUUAGUUGCACAUUUGAACUUCUUAAAAACAAAGCUGCUACAACAUACAAUACCACCACUUGAUUGGAUGAAAGAAAUAUCAGAAUUUCGUAAAUUAUUAAAGUAUUUUAAUCAUGAUUUGAGUCCAGCUGUUUGUAUUUAUACAAUAGUCAAUAUAUCAUGGGCAGCAUCUGGUACUGCUUGGCUACUGCACUAUGAUAUUAUUGAUUUAAAGAAAACAACAAUACAAUAUAUCAAUAUAAUUAAUGUUAUACUUUGGAUACUGAUUUCAGUUGUACCAUUUAUACAAGCAGCACGUUUAACAACAGCUUGUACGAUGAUUCAAAGUAUUGGUCAUGAAGUUAGAGUACGUCCUUUUGUUUAUCAAUGUGUACCAGGUGAAGAUUUAGAUACAAUAUUAUUGUACACGUCAUCAUUGAAGAUGUCUGCUAGAUUAUUCAGAAUACCUAUAACUGGAAGAUAUCUCUGGUUGUGCUUAACAUUUGGUACAAUUGUUAUACUUACACUUGGUCAAUGUCAUUUCUUUUCAUAAACUAACAUGUUUUAUAUUUAAAAAAAAAAAUAAUUGAACACAUAAAAAGCAGACUUUUUAUGUUAACGUUGUUUAUUAGAUCAAUAAUAUGAUUAAAUACAUUUGUUUAAUUUAUAAAGUAUAUUGAAAAAAAAGAUUAUCAUACAGAUACACACGAAAAACAAAGAUCGAAACUUGUAUAAUAUUGUAAAAGAUUAUUAUACAAGUACACUUGAAAAAAAGAUCAAAACUUGUAUAAUAUUGUAAAAGAUUAUCAUACAGAUACACACGAAAAACAAAGAUCAAAACUUCUAUAAUAUUGUAAAAGAUUAUCAUACAUAUACACACAAAAAAAAAGAUCAAAACUUGUAUAAUAUUAAAAAAGAUUAUCAUACAGAUACACUCGAAAAAAAGAUCAAAACUUGUAUAAUAUUGUAAUAAAGAAAAAUACUUAUACUGAAAAAAAAC
Molecule: messenger RNA, 2030 nt
Organism: Aphidius gifuensis
Lineage: Eukaryota; Metazoa; Arthropoda; Insecta; Hymenoptera; Braconidae
Gene: GrlHz
Exons: 5
Coding region: 204-1583 (459 amino acids)
Source: RefSeq, a predicted model, not a curated record